AUCGCUGUUUGUUACUGUUCCCGUGCCCACGGGUUUGCUGUGAUAUUGCUUGUGAUUGUUUUUCGAUGGUUCUCUUGCUAUUGCGCUCGGGUGACAUUGAGUCGAACCCGGGUCCUACAACUCGCUCCGAGGUCCUCCUAGAUGUAGAUAGCCUACCAGACGAUCCAUCUGAUCAAAUGAAGGUUAUGUUUCAGCUCCUGAAAGAGGUACACUCUCGUAUGCUGCAAACCUCGAAAGGUCAGGCUGAAAUAACUGCGGACAUAAAAACCAUUAAAAAUAGUCAAAAGAACAUCGAAUCAAAGUUAGCUGGCAUGCACAAGAGGCUGGAUGAACUCGAGGAGAGGGCCACGAAAUUUGACAGCAUUAGUCAAGAACUUUCAUGCUUAAAGAAAUCAAUGGAUCAGCAGCGCAAUCGAAAUGAUUCUCUGCAGUCUCGUCUUGACGAAGCUGAAGAUAGAUCACGCCGUGACAACUUAAUCUUUCGGGGUAUAUCAGAUGCUAAGGAGUCCUGGGCGGAUACCGAAUCUAAGCUAUUGGAAGCAUUGACUGAGGUCGUCGACUCGUGCUCUGGUACUUUAAUCCAGCGUGCACACCGCCUGGGCAUUUUUUCACAUAAGUGUCGUCCUGUCAUAGCCAAAUUCACCGAAUCAAAAAUGAAAGAAAAGAUACUCUCCUUGCGUAAUGAAUUCAAAUCAAAAGGCAUCACUAUCAGUGAAGAUUUCUCGCCUGCAACACGCUUGGCUCGACAAAAACUGUUUGAAUUCGGUAGCACCCACGCUGGCCCUCGCUCUUUUAAACUGCGAUACAACAAGCUUUGCUUCAAUAACAGAUGCUUUAUGUAUAACGCAAUCACUGGUACUGUCGACGAGGUCGUGACACGUGGCGAACAUGGUGUGCAGGGGACAGUGACCGGUGACACUGCCAAUGGGAUUGUCACCCGUGGCGAAGCCAGUGGAUUACAUACCGAGUCUGCAUCGCAAGUUGUAUCAUAGGGAAUCGCGAGGGGCGUUGGGAAGUUAUCUAAUGUGUCUGUCCUUUAUACCAACGUCAGAAGCGUUCUUAAUAAACACACUAACUUAUCUUCCGUCAUUGAUACAUGUAGACCUCACAUUAUUGCACUAACAGA
Molecule: messenger RNA, 1126 nt
Organism: Dermacentor andersoni
Lineage: Eukaryota; Metazoa; Arthropoda; Arachnida; Ixodida; Ixodidae
Source: RefSeq, a predicted model, not a curated record